Agrilus planipennis (emerald ash borer) is the source of this 717-nucleotide messenger RNA. RefSeq names its product collagen alpha-1(XVII) chain-like. The record is from RefSeq and is a predicted model, not a curated record. The transcript is spliced from 2 exons. Bases 129 to 539 code for a protein of 136 amino acids. NCBI's taxonomy places the organism in Eukaryota, Metazoa, Arthropoda, Insecta, Coleoptera, Buprestidae. Gene Ontology annotation, molecular function: hydrolase activity. Gene Ontology annotation, biological process: nucleotide catabolic process.
UUCCAUUUGAAAAUACAAUUCAAUUCGGAAUUUUACAAGGAAAAUAUUUACUUCAGGGCUUGGAGCAGACUUCCGAUGAUUCAAUUUUACAUUUUUCUUACGGUCUUCACGUCAACUAUUCUUCCGAUAUGAAAGUUUUAUCCGCCGAAGUUUACUGCUCAGGUUGCUCAUCACCGUCCUUUGUUCCCCUCAGGGAAGACGAAUCGUAUUUGGUGAUGUUCCCAGAUUACUUCAGUAAUAGUGGAGUAUAUACAUCAUUAUACGCCAAUAUGACCGAUCUAACUUCUGGAAUGGAGGACUCUGAAGCAUUAGUUGGUUAUUUAGCCGACAACUAUCCCAUUAGGUCAGUAGAUACUGGUCGAUUGACUAUAUUGACAAAUGAAGGAGAUGGGGAAAGUGGAGGAGGGGGAGGAGGAAGUGAUGGUGGAUCAGGAGGGAGUGAUGGAGAAGGUGGAGAGUCGGGUAGUAGUCAGCAGAAGUCGUUCAUGUUUGUCUUACUUCUUGCCUCAAUCAAUUACGUUUGUAUAUAUUAUAUGUAACUCAUACUAAAAUAUCAAAAAAUAAAUUAUAUUUCAAUAAAGCAAGUUCCAAUAAUUUCUGCGCUGUCUGUGAACGUAUAAGUAACUUUAGCAGAGUGGCAUGCAUUCUGAAAAAUUCUGCUUAUCCCUUUUCAGACAGUAUUAGUUAUUGAUAUUUGUGGAACAAUAAUAAAACAAA